UCAAUGGCCGCGAGACAAAUGCUGUUGUGACUGCUAGAGUGCAAAUUAAAAUUCGUUUAUCUCGCGCAAAAACAUUCGUAUAACAUUUUGUUUACCAAGAAGAUAUGUGACUAGGUUUUGGUGAUAGAAAUUAGAAGUGAGUAACCAUAAUGGACGUAGAUGAUUCGGCGGUUGACCUGAGCGUCAGGGCAUUGCCACCUGAGUUGAGCGAAUUGAGGGCUCUGACGGCCAGUGGGCUGACUAUUACGCCUGCACAACCACCACCACAUGGCUCCAGCGGGAAGCGGGUGCUUCGCCCUCGUUCGGAACAGCGUAGUUAUGCAGAGAGCCCUGAUAUUGUGUUGCUCCCGGCUGCGCCACCCCACCGCAAACCUUCUAUGCCGAGUCCUGCACCGUUUACUGAUGUAAGCAGUAAGCUGAACUCGGGCAAUGUGAACGUGUCUAUAACGCCGAGUACUCUGCCGGCCCCCGCACCGGAGUCUCCGCGCGACCCGCGCGACGAUGAAGACUCGGAGGAAGACGAGAACGAACCGCCAUUGCCGGUCGCUGGACAUCGAGAACUGUCUAGCGCGGAGAUAUGGGAACGCGAGCGUCGGCUGCGUACACUGCGGGAGAAACUACGCGCCGAGGAAACACGACUCGUACUACUCAGGAAGCUCAGGCAGUCGCAGCAAGCUACCGGUCUACCGCCUGCUAAGGACUCUGCGACGGGCACCGCGCUGGCCGGCAGUGGCUGCGUGGUGCCCCCCGGCGUCACCGUCACGCCCGCCCCGCCCCCCGCGCACCAGCAGACCAAGCGUACCAGCAGUAGUACCCCAGCAGUGAGCAGUAGUAGUUCGUCCCGCCGCACGUCCAGUCUGCCGGGCGGGGCCACGCUCACUCCCGGACCCUACCGCUCACAGUCGUCGACAAGCGGCGGUGCAAGUAUAACUCCGUCGGUGACGAUCACUCCGGCACCUCCACCUAGCAGCCAACAUGCUUCCUCUAAUAAGCAACCCCAGGACAACUCCUCGGUGACCAGUAGCACGAGUGAUGCAGCAAGUUCCCGUAGUUCCGAGGACACCCAGACUCCCGCGCAGCGACAGGCCGCCGCUAAACUUGCACUACGGAAACAACUCGAGAAGACCUUACUGCAGAUCCCCCCUCCCAAACCCCCGCCACCAGAAAUGAACUUCAUCCCUUCGCCCAGCAACACCGACUUCGUCUACUUGGUCGGCUUGGAACACGUAGUUGACUAUCUUACUAAUGAAGACCGUAUGCCGCGGUCGUCGGUGCCGGCGGUGUGCGCGCAGUGCGGCUGCGACUUCACGCCGGUGUGGCGCUGGGAGCGCGCGCCGGGCGGGCCGGGCGGCCAGGCGCGCCGCCACGACGCCACCUUCACGCCCGCGCCGCCGCCGCCCUCCGCGCGCCGGCUCUGCGAGCUCUGCGUCAGCGGGAACGUCAAGCGAGCGCUCAAGGCGGAGCACACAGCGCGGUUGAAGACGGCGUUCGUCCGCGCGCUGCAGCAGGAGCAGGAGAUAGAGCGGCGGCUGGCGGCGCCGGCCGCGUCCCCGCCGCCCGCGCCGCACGCCGCGCCGCACGCGCCGCCCGCGCCCCCGCCCGCACACGCGCACGCGCACCGCCCGCUGCAGAUGUCAGUAUCCCGCAGUACGUCUCGCGGUGGGUCGACGUCAUCCCCCGCGCCCAGCAAGACUCCCGCACCACCGCCCGCGCCUCGAACUAUGUCAUCCUCAGAGUCGCUUCGUAGCCACCACUCUGACCGCUCCAGAGAACCCAGUGAGGUACCAGCCAAGAAAGGAAAAGGCUCAUCAUCAAGCAGCACCAGCCAGAAUAGCAGUAGCAGUAAGCAGCACCAGCGGGCGGCAGUAGCGGCGGCACAGAUGGCAUUCGAACAACACAGCGCCGCCGCCAUGCAGGCGCUGCAACAUCAACUGCUCAGAGGUCUCUCAGGUGCCGGCGGUACGUCGGGCAUGUCCCCGGCGGCGGCGGCGGCGGCCAUGAUGCAGUUCUCCCCGCUGCUGUAUACGUACCAACUCGCGAUGGCGCAAGCCUCCGCGCUAGGUAAGCGUUCCGGUAAGGGCGGCAGUAACUCGGGCGGAGGCGCCGCCAUGGCCGCCGAGAUGCAGCGCGUCGCUGAGGCUCAGAGACAGUAUCUGCUCGACAUGAUACCCGGACAACAUACUAGGAAUCCCUGGACGAAGAAUUAACAACUUUAUGGAGAUCAACCAUGAAUUUCAAGUGGAAGUAGACGAUUGACGGCGCAGUGAUAUCGUAACAAUAAAUACAACGUAUAUCUUAAACCAACCACCGCCCUGAAUUUAGCCACAAAGAGUGAGCGAGACGCAAAUAGCACAAAUUAUUAAAAGAGCGAAAAGGACAGCUAUAAGCUCCUAUCUAACUUCAGAGUGGUGGUAUUUUGUGCAAGUUAUUAUGACGUUUUAUGGCAGUGUGAGAGAAAUGGAGCUGUACAGUAGGCAUUGCUAUCUCUUUUAUACUUCCAUAUUAUAUUAAAUGUUAUAAUUUCUUUGUACACAAAAUACGGUAUUCGGCGAUUGUGAAAUUAAUUAAACAAGAUGGUUUAAAGUUUUUGGAAGUUGAAAGAAAUUAUUGGGAAUUAUAGUUAUCUUUUUAUUUGUUUUAAAAUUUUAUACAAAUUGUGUUCAGUUUUUGACCGCCAUGUAUCUACAAAAUGUAAAAUCUUUUUGAGAGUUUAACGAUUAUGGACUAUAUGUUAUUGUUUUUAAGACGCAAUUUUGCAUGCAAACUAAAUACCAUACGUAAAUACGAUAACAACUGACACACACACCUUCAAUCAAAUCAAAUAAGUAUUAAAAAGUAAAUGUUCACAGCGGUCAAAAUGAUUUAUUUACUAAAACAAAAUUGGUUUAAGGAUAAAAAUAGCUAGAUUUCAUACAUUCUUUGAGAAUCACACCGCGAGAAUGCAUUUCUAAGAGAAUCUAGAUUUAAAUAGUACCUAUAUAAUUAGUAUUUAAGGAUAAUUUUUCAAAGUCUUACAAAGCGAUGCACAAGUUUUUAAAUACGUAAAUGGCUUAGAUUAGUAUAUCAACGAUAAAACAGUUUUGUGCUAAUAAUUACACUAAGAUCUCAAUAGAUGGCAUUGCUGGGCAAAGGUUGAAUUUUUAUCUAUAUUCGCUAUUUUUAUUCGUCUUCUUAUCUGUGAAUUUUAUUCAACUCUAUAAUUUUCUUAAUUAAUGGUAUUUGAUGUGCAUUUUUAACCUAUUUUUAUGUGAAUAUGAGUUUAAUAAAUCUUCGAUUAUCUUGCAUGCCAUGCCCAUACUAAUAUUGAUUAAAAUUCAAAAGCUAACAAGACCUCUUUGAAGUCGUACAAAUAACUUGAUCGUUAAAAAUAUUGACGUAAUUUUUGCAUGAAGUAACUUUGGCAUUAACACUAUUGUUUGCAAAAAUAAAGAUCUAAUAUAUUUUAUUGUGUUUUGUGGCUCAUAUACCGCCUUAUCAAAGAGAUAAUUUUAACUAAUUAUAAAUCAAAUUGAAGCUUUAUCUCGACUGACUUUGAAAUUAUGCAGUAAAGACCAUCUUCUCAACAUGUUGGUAAUAUUAGCAUAAAUGUAUGCUUUGUUAUUAUUAUUUUGUUUCCCUGGACCUUUCUAUUCCAUGAGGUAUGGUAGGAAGUGUAAUAUUAUGGACAGAAAUGAUGACUUAAAAAAUAUUGGACACAUUUUUUACCGAUGAACUUAAUGGUUUUUUUUUAUGUUUUAAGCAUUUAUACUACUAAGUAUUUGGGUAGUAUUUAUACUACCCUUUUGCACGUUUUAUAUUGAAUAACAAACUUAUCAUCUCCUAAACGUUAAUAUCUCAUUAUAGUUUUAACUUGUAAAUCCACGAUUAUGAAAAAUUCACAACAGUUGUUCACACAAAAGUAGUCUCUAAACAUCGGAAAUAAGGUCUAUAAUGGAGUAA
This is a messenger RNA of Spodoptera litura, 3939 nucleotides long. Its product is annotated as transcriptional repressor p66-beta simjang. The record is from RefSeq and is a predicted model, not a curated record. Gene Ontology annotation, cellular component: NuRD complex. Lineage: Eukaryota; Metazoa; Arthropoda; Insecta; Lepidoptera; Noctuidae. Gene Ontology annotation, biological process: negative regulation of transcription by RNA polymerase II.